Molecule: messenger RNA, 645 nt
Organism: Hibiscus syriacus
Lineage: Eukaryota; Viridiplantae; Streptophyta; Magnoliopsida; Malvales; Malvaceae
Exons: 3
Coding region: 1-645 (214 amino acids)
Source: RefSeq, a predicted model, not a curated record
AUGGAACCAACGUGUCUCAUGUUUCCUACACAAGAGCAACACCCUCGGCUUGAAUGGUCAGGAAUCCAUGGAUCCAAAGCCUUGAGAGCAUUCAUUAGAGGGACCAAAAAUGCAUGCAGCAGUCAGUGCAUGUAUUCGAGUGAAGAUAAGGGAUUGGAUUUCAUAUGCUCUUUUGACCCUUCACUCAGAUUAUCUCUGGAUAACAGUCACUCUCCCCCAACAUUUGGUCCUUCAAAUAAAGUCCCUAAAUUUCUAAUUAUUUCCCCCUCUCCUUCCCUUUGCAGCUUUGUUUUCACUUCCAUUUCCUCUUCCUUUUUCACUUUCUUCUUUUGGCAUUCUCUUCGUUUUUGUCCAUUUCUGUUCCCAAAAAAAAUGGUACACUGUCACAACAAGUGCCGCCAUGUUGUUCCUUGUCUUCAUUGCCACCCACAUAGCUACAUCAGGAUGGUUCAGCAUCUGAUAGAGAGAUGCUUGCUUCUUCACAUGAACCAACAACAAUGCGUCAAGGCAUUGGCACAGUACGCAAGUAUUCGGCCGUGCAUUACAAUCACAGUGUGGAGAGAGCUAGAGAAGGAGAAUAGGGACUUCUUUAGAGCAUAUGUUCAUGGUGUCUCUUCCUACAGGCCCUUGAUGUGUAAGUGCUGA